This is a messenger RNA of Bombus pascuorum, 3598 nucleotides long. RefSeq names its product G-protein coupled receptor dmsr-1-like. The coding region runs from base 1090 to 2256 and encodes 388 amino acids. NCBI's taxonomy places the organism in Eukaryota, Metazoa, Arthropoda, Insecta, Hymenoptera, Apidae. The record is from RefSeq and is a predicted model, not a curated record. Gene Ontology annotation, biological process: G protein-coupled receptor signaling pathway. The transcript is spliced from 4 exons. Gene Ontology annotation, cellular component: membrane. Gene Ontology annotation, molecular function: G protein-coupled peptide receptor activity.
GCUCGGUUCCGACGUUCUCCGUCACGGUUGCGUCGUUCGUUUCUCCAAUUGCUCGCUUGUUGCAUCUCGUUGUGUGUCUUCCAUUCGGUUUAAAUCUCGAUCGUUCCAACAGCUACAAAAUAAAAGGAGAAACAAAAAAAAAAAGUAAAUGAAAAUUUAAAUUAAUCGUAGUGUAUUAACUGUUCGCGUUCUGUUAAUAAGAAAGGAAAAUAAAAAAGUAAAAACUGUCGAUCCGUUAAAUGUGCUCGCUAGAACAAUCGUACGAGACGAGAGGAAUUUUCCAGUGUCUUUCUUGAAAACGUACGAUCGAAAUGGUAAAUCGUAUUUGAAAAUAGAAACGGCCAUAUAAAUGAAAGAUAAACUGUUCGAUUCAUCGAAUGAUAAUUUCGUUCGAUUCCUAUGAGAAGAUCGAAAUUGCAAAAUAUACUGACUAAUCCACCAGCGCACAAAUUUUCCUUUGAUUCGAAGAACAUCAUUAAGGAUAAGCGGCGAUUUCCCGACAGAUUCUAAAGUCUCCAGGAUAAAAGAACGGAAGUCGUAAAGGAAAGCCAAAGAGGAUUUCUUCGAGGACUAAGCACAAGAGUGCAACAAAUUUUCAAACAACUCUCUACACGGUUCUAAAGAUAAAGAACAAUAAACAGAGAGAGAACAUUUCUAACAAUAAGGCAAAGUACCAGAAAUAUUCAUCCAUACGUAUGUUCUUAAUCAUUUCUUCUUAACGAUUAAUUCUUUCUUCUUGACGGUUUAAACAGUAUUAGCAAAACGUACAAAAAUGUAUCACUCUUCUUUUCUCGUUUUCUCAUUAUCGUAUUAAUUUGCGGGAAAAUUCGGAGAACGAAAUUCGAAGGAUCGAUAUCGCGAUAUUUAAGGGAUUUCCCUCGGAAAACAUUUCUGUACCUGGAAAAGGAGGAACAGCCACGUUCGUUUACGUGGAAUUACCGUUGCGAGCAGAAUACUCGAACAUCGAAGAUCAUCGAAGAUAUCCCAUUAGGAUAAUUACUUAUCGAAGACCAGCCGGCAAACGAGCAACGACGAGAGCCGUUAAAAGACGAGAGAGAUAAAAGAAUAGCUAGUGCAUUUCAAACGAUCAUGGAUUUCAACGCAUCGACCAGCUACUACGUUUGCGAUUUAUCGUCGUUUCAUUCCUAUUACUCACGGCUGCACGGCUGGAUUUCUCUUUUCGUUUGUAUUUUCGGUUCGAUCGCCAACAUUUUAAACAUUCUUGUCCUGACCAGGCGGGAAAUGCGAUCACCAACCAAUAUAAUUUUAACGGGAUUGGCCGUGGCUGAUCUGCUCGUCAUGAUCGAUUACAUUCCGUACGCGUUUCACCUCUAUUUGUAUCGGCGAUCAAGAAGGGACACCUUCACCUACGGAUGGACGAUUUUUGUGCUGUUCCAUUCGAAUUUCGCACAGGUUUGUCACACCAUUUCAAUUUGUUUAACUUUGAUACUGGCUGUGUGGAGAUACGUGGCGGUAGCAAGGCCGCAACAAAACAGAGAGUGGUGUAGUUACAAGAGAACUAUUUUUGCGAUUUCGAUCGCGUACAUUUUCUGUCCUGUGCUUUGUAUACCCGUGUAUAUCACGACAGAAGUAAGACAGCAAGUAGAAGUUUUGGAUUCCAAUGGAAUGAGCAUAAAGUCUCGAAAUGAAAGUUUGAUCGGAAAUACAACAAACACUACUCUCUACUUUGUUCGAUUGACGGAAAUGGCAGAAAAUCAUGACAUUUUGAAGGAACUAAAUUUCUGGAUUUAUAGCGUGGUAAUAAAACUUCUGCCUUGCCUCGUCCUAACGGUCGUCAGCUUAAAGCUUCUGCAAGUUCUAUUGGAAGCCAAACGAAGGAGGCGAAAGUUAACCAAUAUUCAAGAACAACAGCUGGAAAAAAAGAAAAGUUGCCGAAGAGGGGACAAAGAGCGACAAACAGAUAGAACUACGAUGAUGUUGCUAGCAGUCUUGCUGCUUUUUCUACUCACAGAAUUGCCACAGGGAAUACUCGGACUUUUCAGCGUGCUUCUCGGUCCAGGAUUCUUCUCCACUUGCUACUUGAUGUUAGGUGAUGUUAUAGAUAUGUUAACGCUUGUAAACUCAGCUAUCAACUUCAUACUAUAUUGCACGAUGAGUAGACAAUUCAGGAAAACGUUUAACGAACUUUUCUGCAAAAACUGUAAAAUCCCCAGAAGCACUGCAAAACGGAUUUGUAUAGAAAAUAAUGGAAAUACCGGCACAAACCACACAGUGACGCAAGUAACACAAGUAUAGUUAAGAACGAGGUGGUGGACUCCUCUUUCUACGAUGCUCUCGUCUACCAAACGAACAUCUGAUGAUUGUGAUUUUUAAAUAAGUAAAAUAAUUUAACAAUAAAAUUAGUGUUUACUCGUUCCUUUGUGUUUCGCCAAUAUGGCCACAAGCAAAUAUAAAUAGACACUAACGUCAUAUAAAGGACUCUAUGCACAUUAAAACAUAUUGUGACAUGCAUCGACAACUAGGUUUCCUGAUACAUCUUGCAAUGUAGUUCGGUAUCGGAAAAUCGGUAUCAGAAGUAGCUUUUAUCGAUGCAGAAAUCAGAAUCCUGCGUUAGUAGGUGAGCAAGAUCCGGUUGAGGUGCAGGUUUCAACGUGUAGAGGGAGGCACCGAUAACGAAUAUAAGGUACAGCAGACUCUCAUCGUUUUAUUUUGUUUUUCAAUCUUUAGGCGUACUUUAUCCAAUAGAUGUUAAAAAGCAGCAUUAUCCAUACGCAAAUAAUUUCUGUAAUCACUCAGUUCAUUCGUUUUUAAUUCUUUUAAUAACGCGGAACUGGAAAAUCUGUUUCUACCAAUUAACCAUGUUUUUGCCCAUUACUUUUAAGCCUUAAAUCAUUAUUUUUUUAUUAUGAACAUACCCUCUAUUAUAUUAAUACUGAUAUUGCAAUUGAAAAAUAACCAAACAUUUUGACAUAUGUGUUUUGGCGUUGGUGUCACACCAUAAACUAAGAACAAUCGGUAAUGUGGAGAUAAAUCGAAACCGAUGCAGAUUUCUUGAAAUCUAAGUGUCGAUGCGUGUCGCGGCAUGUUUGAAAGUAUGUAGGGUCUUAAUAGUUAGUUUUUACAUACGAAAUGUCUUUUCCACAAAACUGUGCCAGCAUAUUGUACGAGAGAAAACUAAAGGUAAGAGAAAAAUAUCAUACAAUAAUACAAUAUAAUAAUACUUUACAAAAAUGUUAUUUCAGAAAUACAAAAUAAUGAUAAUAAUUAAAUGAGAAUUAUCUUUAAUCAUAGAUAAACCGAGGAGAAUUAAUUCAUUGGCUUUCAAAAUCACCAGACAUCAUGUCACUGGAUUUUUAAUUGUGGACAACAUUAAAACAAAAGGUUUACCAGAUAUGAGAAAUUAAUAUCGAAGAAUUUGUUCUACAAUUUACCGAAAUUGAAAGAAAUCAAUUUGCAAUGUAAUAAUUUAAAUUUUUUAAGGCUGUUAAUCCAAUAAUUAUAAGGACAGAUGACGCUUUGAAAGGAACUAAUGUAGGUAAAUAGCGCCAAUCUGUUAUUAUACUGAAUCGAACGAGAAUCAGUCCGUUGUUAUUCCGCACUUUCGUUGUAAUUUUUUACUAAAGCAUUUUUGAACCUA